AGCGCUGCUUUCUGGAGGGCCCGCCCGGCCUUGUCCUCUGCGUCUUGCUGGAGUCCCUUGGCUCUGCAGGGUGGCUUGGACUGCUCCAUCUCUUUUGUUUCUCAUGUCCUGGGGAAGGUGUGCAUUCAUGGAAGGCAAAAGGAAAUUCUGGGAGUUUUGGUGCCCCGCCUGACAGACCUCACCAAAUCAGACUGCAUCUGGCAGAGGAUAUGCUGGCGGUUGGUGGAAUGUGUGCCAGACCGCUGGAUGGAAGCAGUGGUCCUUGGUUUUGUGCAGAGAGCACCUGGGGCAGAUGUCUUGUCCAGAUUGCUGGGGAACCUGGUUGUGAAGAACAAGAAGGCUCAGUUUGUGGUGACACAGAAGAUGCUGCUCUUGCAGUAUGGUCACACGACAGAAGUGCUACAGAACCUCCUUGGCUACCUGUCCCUGGAUGGCCUGCGGCGCACGUUGUUGCUCAGAGUGCUGCAGGAGCUGUUGGAGACCUGGAGCAGCAGCAGUGCUGUGAAACACUCCCCAGCUGAGCAGCAGUUGUACAUUAGCAAGGCCAUCCUCAUCUGCCUCUCCCACCUGAAGGAGCCUGAAAUUGAGACCCACAGACAAGAGCUUCUGACAAGCAUGAUGGAGGGUGUGAAAUGCCGCUUGGACAGCAGUCUGCCGCAACAACGGCGUCUGGGCAUGGUGGUGGCAGAGAGCAUCAGCUUGAAAAUAAACACUGAAGGGCCUGUCCUGAAAUUUGAGUAUGAAGAAGAUGAUGAAACAAGAGAAUUGAAGUCCCUUCUGGUGCAGACUCCAUCAUUCUGUAAAGUCCCCAGCCUUCCAGAUGAUGACAGGGGUGAGAAAGGAGGUGCUGCACUGCCAUUGGUACCAGAGAGUAAUGAGAAAUCCCAUACAGCAGCCCCUGUGAUACCAAAUGAGGAGUCAGACACUGAGUUUGACAGUGAUGAUGACCUCAUCCCUUAUGACAUGUCUGAGGAUAAAGAGCUAAAAAUUAAGGCUCCUGUGUAUAUCCGAGACUGUAUUGAAGUUCUGACUGGAUCAAGAACUGAAGAUGUGGACAAAUGGGAAGCUACAGUCAAGGCCCUUGAGAGCUUGGUUCAGAAGAAUCCAGCAGCAACAAGAGAGGUUAGUGUGGAGCUGGCAAAAAUCUUACUGCAUUUGGAGGAAAAGACCUGCAUUGAAGGCUUCGUGGAGCUCCGUCAAAGAGCUCAAGUAGCUGUUUUAACCACAGACCCAAUACCUGUUGCAAAGUACCUGACCUCCCAGUUCUACUCUCUGAACUACAGUCUCCGUCAGCGCAUGGACAUCCUUGAUGUAUUGGUUUUGGCAGCUCAGGAACUGUCCUGUCCCAAGUUCUGUGGAGAGACCAAGCAUUCUGGUGCCCAAAAGCCUUGUAUCCAGCUCCUUCAGGGAAGUGACAGCUCUAAGGGCUGGAGAAGAGUUGUUGAUGAGAGGAUCAAAAACAAGACUCGGAGAUUAGAUAAGGGUCAGUGUCACGUGGAACUGGCUUCCCGUCCGAACAAGUUUAAUUCUGUUGCUGGGUAUUUCUUUUUCCCAUUGAUUCAGCACUUCGACAGGCCUUUAACAACAUUUGAUCUUCUGGGGGAAGAUCACUUAGUCCUUGGAAGACUGGCCCACACUUUAGCAAUCCUGAUGUACUUGGCUGUCAACACUGUGGCAGUGACAGCAAUGGGAAAGGCACUGCUGGAGUUUGUUUGGGCACUGCGUUUCCACACGGACUCGUAUGUGCGCCAGGGCCUUUUGUCCUGUAUCUCCUCCCUGCUCCUCAGCGUCCCUACAGAAAGGAUUCUGGCAGACAUGACAGAGGAGCUGUUGGAGACUCAGUCCUGGCUGGGAGAUGUGAUGGAGAAAGACCCUGAUGGGGACUGCAGAAGGCUGGCCCUGCAGAACUUGCUGCUAAUGGAGAACCUGAAAAAGAAACUUGAAGUUGUUCCUUCCUAGCUGAAAGAAUGAAAAAUAUGGAUAAAGUUUCUGAGCUGUGCCUCACCCUGCUGCACAUUUAGGCUUCUACCAUCUUCCUGCGUGAGAGCCACACUCCACCAAGCUGCACAGAUGGACAAUAUGGAUCCUGUAGGUUAGAAGAAUUAAGACUUCACUUACUGUA
This is a messenger RNA of Parus major (Great Tit), 2122 nucleotides long. RefSeq names its product telomere maintenance 2 (gene TELO2). Lineage: Eukaryota; Metazoa; Chordata; Aves; Passeriformes; Paridae. Gene Ontology annotation, biological process: protein stabilization; telomere maintenance via telomerase. The record is from RefSeq and is a predicted model, not a curated record. Gene Ontology annotation, molecular function: Hsp90 protein binding; telomeric repeat DNA binding. The transcript is spliced from 20 exons. The coding region runs from base 247 to 1959 and encodes 570 amino acids. Gene Ontology annotation, cellular component: cytosol.